Molecule: messenger RNA, 1385 nt
Organism: Rhinichthys klamathensis goyatoka
Lineage: Eukaryota; Metazoa; Chordata; Actinopteri; Cypriniformes; Leuciscidae
Exons: 3
Coding region: 668-1000 (110 amino acids)
Source: RefSeq, a predicted model, not a curated record
CGGCGAUCAAUGUACAUCUAAAGGUACAGCUGUGGAUAUGUGCCUUCCAGUCAGAGCAGCAGAUUGUGUGGCUGACUGACAGCAGGGUUAUGUGAUGCCCGCAGAGACGUCUGGACUGACCUCUGAUCAGAGCCGAAAUGCCCCAAUUCCAUCACAUCUGUGAGAGUCAAGGCAGAAGAGACUAAAAUAGAGUUGGUGUCUCCAGAGGGACUGAUGCUGAGAGGAAUCCACCCAGUAUAAACACGACCCAUGAUCUCCGCAGUCCUCACAGCCACAAGAUAUGAAUCGUCAAAAGUCAAAGAGAAACAUCUCAUAAGCAAUGCUUUGUUGUUAGACCCCAAAGGCAAGGCGUUUGUAUGAGAUGAAUGGUGAGGUUUGGGAUUAAAGCAAUAACUGUGUGCAUCAAGGAUUUUGAAAUUGUCCAUCCAUCAUUUAUUGAAACGGGCUUGUGCGAUAUUUCCUCAGGAUGGGACAAUGACAUCAGAACAUUUAACAGGCCUAAACUGAACUGAAGCACAGUGACAGAACUGGCUCAAAUGGACAGUUUCUUGAUCUCCAGAUAGACAUCCCAUGCUAAUUACUGGUUUAAUCGGAUCUACAGUGGCUUUACAUCUCAGAUCACAUUGGAUUUGAUCUCUACAGGGAUUUGAAGAACUCUUGCUGAACCAUGAAGGAGGCAAUCCUGCAGUUUUUCAAUGAUAUGUGGAGCCUCGUUUCAUCCAAGCAUGACCAGAGCAUCUACAACACGGUUUGCCUAGUGGUGCUUCUGACUCUGCCGCUGGUUGUGCUCUUCACAUCUGUGCUGGUGUGCUGUCAUUGUUGCUGCUGUCGUCAUGCCGAUGGAUGUCGGUGUUGUCGCGGCAAAGGCGAGACCUCAGUCACAAAUGUGAAGUCCGAAAAGAAGAAAAAGAAAAACGGCAGCCAGAACAGUGAGGACUUGUGGAUCUCAGUCAAAACAGAUCCCAUGAGUAGUGACAGACUUGCACUCACUAUGGUGUAAAAAGCCACGUUGAACAAUGAACAAUUUUAUAUUUAUUUAUCUUUUUAUGGUACAUGUAAAGGUACAAAAGUGUUGCAGCAGUGUUUACUAAACAUAUGCCCGAAUGUAAAAAAAAAAAAGAAAAAAAAUUCAAGAGACUUUUUGUAUAGAAGUGAAAUUUGGGAGUGAAUGAAUGUGCAAGAAUAUGCUUUAUGAUGUGUGUGUGGUCCUGAAAGGCUUUCCCAAAACCCACAUUGUAGGUGAAAAGAAAUGCAUAUCUGUCAUUAUACAACAGUUAAUCCAGGGCCUUGGGUUUGAUUUGCUGAGCUGUGUUUUUGCAUUUGACUGUGCUGCUUUUCUAUUGAUUUUUUUGUAUAAACAUGCUCUAGACGGACGUGUUUGAUCU